Molecule: messenger RNA, 948 nt
Organism: Cynara cardunculus var. scolymus (artichoke)
Lineage: Eukaryota; Viridiplantae; Streptophyta; Magnoliopsida; Asterales; Asteraceae
Product: trafficking protein particle complex subunit 5
Exons: 8
Coding region: 77-661 (194 amino acids)
Biological process (GO): endoplasmic reticulum to Golgi vesicle-mediated transport
Cellular component (GO): TRAPPIII protein complex; TRAPPI protein complex; TRAPPII protein complex
Source: RefSeq, a predicted model, not a curated record
GCAGCCGGCGAUCAGAUCAAAACACGUAAUUUAACCACAAAACUACUUGGAAUCAAUCACAGAGAGUAUUGGGAAGAUGAUCGGAGCUGGGAAGAUGAAGCAGUACGCAAAUGUGCUCGAUAAGCCCCUUAGCAAGGGUAGACAAGAGGUCAGUUUGAGUGCAUUUGCUUACUUAUUUUCAGAGCUUGUUCAGUACAAUCAAACCCAAGUUGACAACAUUGGAGACCUAGAAAGGAGAUUGGAGGAUGCUGGCUAUGCUGUUGGGGCACGAGUACUGGAGUUACUUUGCCAUAGGGAAAAGGGCAAUAGAAGGGAGACAAGGUUGUUGGGCAUUUUAUCUUUCAUACAUAGUACAGUAUGGAAGGUUUUAUUUGGAAAGGUCGCUGACUCACUUGAGAAAGGCACUGAACAUGAAGAUGAAUAUAUGAUCAGUGAAAAGGAGCUCCUAGUUAAUAGAUUCAUUUCUGUACCAAAGGAUAUGGGAACCUUCAAUUGUGGUGCUUUUGCAGCUGGAAUAGUAAGGGGAGUCUUAGAUAACGCAGGCUUCCCAGCUGUGGUUACGGCGCAUUUUGUUCCUGUGGAAGGUCAACAGCGACCUCGGACUACCAUCUUGAUAAAGUUUGCUGAGGAGGUACUACGAAGAGAAGCAAGAUUAGGAUGAUACGGUGUUUUGGCUUGAUAUUUGCAUAUGAUAUAUGAUUGAAAUACAAGAAUCAAACAUGAAGACUUGAGACAUAGAAUUUGGCACAAUAACUUUGAUUGUUGAGGUGAUUUUAAUGUGUCAUAUUGCAAGGCCAUUUGUGUAAAUUUUAAAUUGUAUGGGUUCUUGAGAAAGAUAAGCAGAUUUUCUUUUUCUUCUUUUUGUUAACCGUUGUUGUCAAAGCCAGUCUGUGUCUAUCUCAACUAAUCUUAUGGGACCCUGAAGAUAAAGGUCAUGAAAAUUUUCAA